Molecule: messenger RNA, 1245 nt
Organism: Solanum verrucosum
Lineage: Eukaryota; Viridiplantae; Streptophyta; Magnoliopsida; Solanales; Solanaceae
Exons: 4
Coding region: 180-857 (225 amino acids)
Biological process (GO): fatty acid biosynthetic process
Molecular function (GO): hydro-lyase activity
Source: RefSeq, a predicted model, not a curated record
UAGCCAUUGGUCACACUAGUAAGGUUGUUCAACUUGUUCGGUUCUUCCAAGUCUCAUCAACCUUGUUAUCUCCGCCUCCACUUCAUUCUUCUCCUUCAAAUCUCCUUCACCUUAAAGCCUAAAAACCACUUCGUUUUUGUCGCCCCCAAUCCGUCUUCUCCAAAGACCCCUUUUUUUCAAUGGCUUCUAUGGCUAUAUCCCAAUCUGUCUUUUCCACCCCCACUUCUCAAAGAUUUGAGAAUGCCUCUUUUCCAUUGCCCUCAUCGAUGCUCAAACAAUCUCUUGUUACCUUCAGAUCUCAUUCAUUGUCCACCCAUUGCAAGAAGAUACGGAAUAGUGUCAUCACUAACUGUGCUGCUCCAGACAAUGAUUCCAAAAUCGAAACCCCAAUUGAAUUGAGGUACCCAGCAUUUCCUACUGUGAUGGAUAUCAAUCAGAUUCGCGAGGUUUUGCCCCAUCGUUUUCCGUUUCUUCUAGUGGAUCGAGUGAUUGAAUACAAUCCAGGAGUGUCAGCUGUGGCCAUCAAGAAUGUGACUAUCAAUGAUAAUUUCUUUCCUGGACACUUCCCUGAGAGGCCAAUCAUGCCUGGUGUCCUCAUGGUUGAGGCAAUGGCCCAAGUUGGGGGCUUGGUCAUGCUCCAACCUGAAGUUGGAGGCUCCAAACAGAACUUCUUCUUUGCUGGAAUAGACAAAGUAAGGUUCAGGAAGCCAGUGAUCGCUGGUGAUACUUUGGUAAUGAGAAUGACACUGAUCAAGCUACAAAAACGUUUUGGAAUAGCCAAGAUGGAAGGUAAGGCAUAUGUAGGAGGGGAUGUAGUCUGCGAGGGUGAAUUCUUGAUGGCUACAGGCAGUGAAUAAUGCUGUGAAAGCUACUACUAGGAAUCUUUCCUAGCAUCUAGAUCAGUUCUUUCCUCCAUCCAGCUGCCCCAUUAAUGUUAAACUAGGGAAUCUCAUAAUUUUCUUUAUCUGAAAGAGUAGUUGCAAUCUAUGAGCUUUUGGUUUCUUUCCUUGCCAAAGAUAAACAGGAUGAAUGCGAAUUACUGUAUCUAUGAUAAGGUCAAGCUCUUUGAGUGCAUUGUUAUGACAAUUAUGAUUCUGGUUGUAUUAAUAUGUUUCAUCUUAUAAUCCAGGAGGCAGCAAAUAACUGACAACUCUGCCAUCCUGGUUGAAUUAUUUAUUUGGAAGGGUUUGUGCAACAUUUUAAUCAAAUUUACAUUUGUGACUGCAAGUUAUACUCAUUCUUGAA